Messenger RNA from Neoarthrinium moseri, 780 nucleotides. RefSeq lists its product as uncharacterized. Bases 1 to 780 code for a protein of 259 amino acids. The transcript has 2 exons. NCBI's taxonomy places the organism in Eukaryota, Fungi, Ascomycota, Sordariomycetes, Amphisphaeriales, Apiosporaceae. The record is from RefSeq and is a predicted model, not a curated record.
AUGACGUCAAAGGAGACACUUCGCCAACGAAAAGAAUUCCUCAGGAAAAGGGGUCGCGUCUUACACAAGAAAGGCAGAGAAUUGCACGACAGAACUGGCACUGAGGUGUGCGUUAUCACCAGAAGCCGAGUGGACGGCGAUGACACAUACAUUUGCACGCUUCGAGGUUUCUCGGAGAUCCCAGAUCGAAAUUUGAUCUACGAAACUGCUGAGUCUCACUAUUCGAGGAAAGGCAGAGGACGCCCACGCCGCGAAGUCUAUAUGCCGGAAAGGCCGUCUCCACCCAGUCGUACCAUGCCGCAACAAGGCAGUGGUGAAAUUCUCCCGGUGCCUAACGAAUAUCGUAAUCAACUAGAGGCCGAAGAUACGGUGUUCGACGUUGGCGACGUCAAUGGGACCACUGCACUGCAGAUUGACCCGAUGGAACCGACUAGCGCGAUCAACAUCACUACUACAGCCAGUAACGCAGCGAAACUUUUUGAGAACAGCCUGGAAGCUGGCAUAGAGAAUAUUCGCGAGCUAUAUCACGGUUCAUCUGGCGGUCUGUUCAUUAACCAACACGAGGACGAUGGCGGAUACGUUGGUGGAAUGGUUCAAGGUGCUGUCGGCCCCCUCCCCCUCGGUCAGGCUUCAGACGGGAAUGGACCUGGUAUGAGCGCAGUGGGAGAACAUCCACGCAUGGGUAUGGAACGUACCAUCGGUUUACUUGGUUGGAAGAGAUACUGCACGCUGGUCAAGAUAGCAAACGACUUGGCAGGGCAUCUGGAUUGUUUGGUAUGA